Penicillium longicatenatum is the source of this 774-nucleotide messenger RNA. Its product is annotated as DUF3716 domain-containing protein. The record is from RefSeq and is a predicted model, not a curated record. NCBI's taxonomy places the organism in Eukaryota, Fungi, Ascomycota, Eurotiomycetes, Eurotiales, Aspergillaceae. The transcript is spliced from 3 exons. The coding region runs from base 1 to 774 and encodes 257 amino acids.
AUGGCGGAGGUUCCAGCUGAUCCUCCUUCGCGGGCCAUUGGGCUACCGCAGAUUCUACCAGCGCCAAUCACUAAAGUUGAAGACAUGGGUGAUGGUCUUGAAGGAGAAAUCCUUGGAAGGCUGUUGAUGAUGCACGUGAACAACGAACCGGUCCUUCGGCCUGGGGCUCGAGCGGGAUGGACAGCGACCACCUUUUUCACGAAGAUAAAUUCACUGCUGGCAAACAUCGAGGCAAUCCUCAUGCAAUGCGUGGGUCAAGCGAUCACUGACCCCGAGGAGAUGUGCGCGCAUUGCCGGAGGCGCUGUGGCCCCUUCUCCUUCUGCGUAAGGGUAGAUGGGAUUGAGGAGUGUGCUAAUUGCCACUGGGAGAAGCUUGGGCACCGGUGUUCAUUCAACGCGAGCCCCUUGAGCCCCAAAACCCGCCAGAACUCGAAACUCUACACGCAGGAGGAGAUUGCGGCAUUCGAACAAGAGAUGGAGGAGCUUCGCGUUGCCCAUGCAAGUUUCGUGGCAAACGCCAGAAGCCAGCACAGUGGCCUGGACAGGGCUGGAAAACACUGCCGGACCGCAGUCCGAGGAAAUCCAGACCGAGUGAGCACCCCGCUGCCCCCUGGAGUCAUGGCGAUCCGGAUGAGCGAGUAUGGCCGGGAGCUCCAGGGACCAUGGCUCUUGGAUAUGGAGGCCCAGGUCGGGGACCUUCAAACAGCGCACGCGGAGCUCAUUGAUGAAGCGCUAGAAAUUAUGAAGCGACUCAACGCUCUGACAAAGCUCUAG